AUGCCUCUUUCCACAGGAGCCAAGCGGUCGGCGUCUUCCCCUUCUUCGUCUUCUUUUUCGUCUUCUUCGUUUUCUGCUUCUUCUCGCUCUUCGUCGGCGUCUUGGGCGUCCCGUCCUUCGUCUUUUUUCUGCUCGUCACCGCCCUCGGCCUUCACCGUCUGGUCCGCGCUGGUCGAGAGCGGGAAGCGCCGAAGCAAAGGCAGUGAGGGAGUUGCGGAGAAGGAAGAGACAGGAAGAGAAGGAAACCUCGAUGAAUCGGGCAGGGUGUGGAGACACCCAAAGCGACGAGAAGAUUCACCCAAACGGUCGCCUCCAGUCGCGCCGGCGUUUCAAGACCCAGACUCCCUUUCUCCACAGCCGAGUUCGCCAACAUUUGGUCGCAGAGAAGAACGCACACCGGAGGCGUUUGAAUCCCGGCGAAACCCGAACGCCCUUGGGGAUUCCAUGGCGUCAUCCUGCAUUCCUGAACCGUCUCCGUUCUGGUGUGCUUCCACGAUGGACGGUUUAACUAGCCAGAUGUUUGCAACCGCCUUGCCUUCUGCCACCACUGUUCCCCUCAACGCCUCUUCGUUUCCCCCAGACACCGAUAUGCCGUCUCGCCCUCAGCUGUCUUCUUUGGCGUCGGCAACCCACUCUGCGGCCCCGCCCCCCUCUCAUUUCCUUUCUUCUUCCUCUGCGCCUGCGUCUGCUUCCACCUUUCGUCCGUCGCUUUCUUCUUUUUCUUUGCGUCUCGACCUUCCCGCCGCCUCGCCCGGGUCGGGCCCGACCCCUGUCUGCGAGGAGCCGUCAUCGCUGGCGUUCUUCUCGCCGUCUUUUCUCUCUUCCCCCUCUGCGCGCCAAGAAGAGGCAGACCACACUGAACCGGGAGAAUUCGCUGCGUGGCAUUCUCCUCUGUCAUCGCCUGGCCUCCCGGCCUCGAAGGGAGUCACCCCGUGGCGAGGCGAAGCUGGCGAGGCGGUUGACACGCGGGCGUCUGAUCAGCAAACGCACAAAGAGACGAACUCUUCCUCGCCAUCGGCCUUGCCUUCGCCUUCGUUGGAGACUGGUGCCGUUGCUCCGCUGUUGUCGCCGGAGGAAAUCUCCGCAUUUUUUGCCCGAGAGCUGCGACAUCUUCCCAAAGACCCGCGCUUCGCUUGCGCGUUAGAUCGGCCAGUCGAUCCGACUUCUUCUCCUUCCUCACCCGUCUGGCGUCCGUCUUCCUCUCCUCUUUCGAAUUCGUCUUCCUGUCCUGGACCCGUUGCGUCGACAGGGAAAACCGUGUCCUUUGUUUCCUCUGCUUCUGCGGCAGCGACAGAGAGUCGACAGACGAGGAGGCAGCGGGAGAAAAACGAAGGCAGUGGAAGAGGUGGAACCUGCGAAACUCCCGGCACGCUUAAGUUGGAGGCCUGCGGAAAGCGAGAGAACGCCAACGAGCCUUUUCAAGGAGAGCAUACGAGCUGGAGCUCGUCUUCUCUGGCGAGCCCCCUAUCCUCGCCCUCUUCGUCGUUCCUUGAGUUUUUUUCCGAUAUCGAAAUCUGCAGUCAGGAGGAAGCCUCCGACGAGCAGGGACUGACGGCCACCUCGGACGACGCAGAGUGUCUAUACACCCGAAGCGAGGACGCAAAACGCACGUGCAAGCAUCGGGCAUCGCCGCCGAGGAGCUGCGCCUCUCAGGGCACCAGCGAGACCACACUAAGGGUUUCGGGAGAACGCGAGAAAGCUGGGACAACCUCGCGAAUGCAUCCGAGCAGGAAGGCGGGUCGCGAAGCCGCUCCUUCCCCAUGCCACUUGCCCCUGUACAAUGCAGGCGAGACAGAUCAUGGGAACGAGAAACGGAGGCGCAGAGCGCUUCGGUCGCGCAGCUCCGAAGCUAGAAAAACCCCCCCCGAGACGAAGCACAACCAGCACCCGUCUCUCUCUGCAGGCCCAAGCAAAGCAGCUGAGGGUGGAGAAGCAGAAGAGGCACGGGGAGACGAAGUCGGCCGAGAAGCGUCAGAAACAGAAACGGAGGCGAGACCGGAAAGUGCGUCUCGGCCCGAAAGCGCGUCUCGGCUCGAAAGCCUCAGUCGAACACCGUCACGCCAUCAGCAGAAACGGGGACAGGCCACAGCUCGAGAGUUUCGGAGCCCAAACGGAGAUAACGGAGGCGGUCGCCACGGGGCACAACCGAACGGCGCGGAAGCGGCCCAGAGUGGAGACAGCCGACGUUUUACGCGCAGGCAUCGCCCUGCGCGGGAGACUGAAGACGACGUGCGGGGUGAAGUUGGAAACCGGGACAGGACCUUGCCGCCGGGAAAAGCAGAAUGCCCAGACUCCUUCUCUAGCUGCUCGCCUUCGCUUGUGUCCCCUCCUUGCACUUCCUCCCCGCUUACCCGUGGCGAUGUGUUAUCUUCUUCAGCUUCGUCCUGGGCGUCUUCGGGUCUCUCUUGCUCGUGCUCGUUCCCUUCUUCCGUUUCACUGCCAGGACCUCCAGGGCCGGUCUGUGCGGCCUGUUCGCUUCCCUCAUGCUGCCGCACGCUUUCUCUCGUCAACGCGUUGAUCGCCAAGGCGUCUUUUGCCAAUGUCGCCUCUGUGUCUUCCUCGUCUUCGGUCUCCGUCCCCGGCACCGGGGUGUCUGCGCAGGACGCACAGCAACGCGCAGCGACUUGUGCGCUCGCGCCUCUCGCAACUCUCGCUACCGCUGUCGGUCUUCCGCUUGCGGCUCCUGAGCCCUUUCGCGCCUCCAUCACAGAGUGCAAAUCUGCGCAGAAGUAUGCGAAACCGUGUGUCUCGUGUGAAACGACGACAGCUGAAGAAGCCUUCCUCAGUUUCUCUCCAGCUCCGUUGCCACUGACGAGUGCUGCCGUCGCUCCAUCUCCAGCCUCGUCUCCUCGCCCAACGUCGAGCGUUGCCCCUAUCGAGCGCGCGUCGUCUCCGCUCGACGUUUUCUCAGAACCUGCGGGGAUUCCGGUUCCCUCUCUACUGGGCGAAGAACAAAAAUGCGGCUUGGGAGAGAACCAACCGGACGCGUCCCAAAAAGAGACACACUCCUCGGCUGAACCGUUCACGACGGGCCAUGGCGCGUCCUCCUGGACCACGUCGACAGAUCGCUUCUCAUCGGUUUCGACUGCCUCAUCAGAUGCUUGCCUUCUUUACCCUCUUUCCACUUCGCCCUCUCCUUGUCCCUCUGAGUCUGCCUCCGCCUUUUCCUCUCCUCCGUCUUUUACAGCUGUCGCGGCUCCAGCUUCUGUUUCUGCAUCUCCCUCGUUUACGUCUUCUCUUUCUUCCUCUUGCGCUCCUGCGUCGACUUCCAGUUUGUCGGCGGCUGCAUCCUCUGCCGCCUCGUGUUUCCUCAUGGAAGUGGAGAACCUCUUUGGCUGUGCUCCUACGGCGACCGGGGCGAGUCAGGGAAACAACGAGAAACCCGCAACGGGGGAAGGAUUCCAGGAGAAAGACAAGCACGACGGAGAGACGCCGAGUGCUUUCGCUUCCGCUUUGUCUUCUCUCCUGCCUGACGCUUGGACCUCCUGUCGGUGUGCCGCGUCGCCGGGGCGAGGGCCUCCUGACCCCGCCCUGAGCCUCCUCGACGCGCGACGGAGACUCGAACAGAAGCAGAAAGAACUGCAUGCGCUUGGAUGCGGGCUGAUAGAGAUGGCGAGACAGAUCGAGAGCGCGACGCGAGAGAAAGAGAGUGACAAAGAGAGAGGGAAAGAGAGAGAGAAAGAGAGCGACAGAGAGAGAGGGAAAGAGAGAGGGAACGAGAGAGAGCAAGAAGGGCCAAAAGGACGAGCAGAGAGGGGUCGAGCCCUCGAGGAUCUUGGAGAGCCGCUGGAAGGAGAGAACCGUCGGCGGAGAUUUUUGGGGAAGAGCGAGGAAGAAAGAGAGGAGGCGGAAUGGAGCGAAGGAGGGACAGGAGCGGCAGAAGGCAGGAAACGCACAGGCGUUGACGAAAUAGAAAAACGCUGGGGGGAGCACGAGAGGGCGAUGGCGCUAGAGAGAGGCAAACUGAGGAAGGAAGCAGCGAGACUGCAAGCCGAGAGGAAACGGCAGAGACGUGUCCAGGAGUACCAAGCGAAGGCGACGCAGCUUCUGAAGGAGCAAGCGGGGGUUUUGCGGAAGAAAGUUGACGCCAUACGGACGAAAGUGAGGAAACUGUUUCAGAAAGAAAGCAAGCUGAAGCUGCAGACACGGGCAAUGCAGAAGCUCUUCGGCGCUCUCGAAGAUGAGAAACAACGCGGAGAGAGGGUGUACAGACACGUCAUGGCCAUGAAGGAAGGCGUGCGGCGAGAGAACGACGCGUUGCUGCUCGAAAGGUCCGUCGUCGCAAGAGAGAAGAUGCAAAUUGCCACAGAAAGAGAGGCAAUCCAGCGGGAGAGAGAAGACCUGAGGAGCCAGAAGGCCGACCUCCAGAGGGAGCGAGAAGAAUUGCUGAGAGAAGAAGGAGAACUUGGAAGAAAAGAACUGUCAGUAAGUGCCGCUCGCGAAGACUUGGAGCUGUGGAGUCGGCGCCUGAGGAAAGAGCAGGAAGCAGUCGAGCACGAAACCGCGCGGCUUCGACACGAGCGCAAGGAGCUGGUGAGAGACAAGAGCGAGAGUUCGCAGGCCGAAGAGAGGCCACGCGAAGCGGAAAAAGAAAGAGAAAGAGAAGUGGAAAGAAUGGAACGAGGGGAGUACGAGGCGAGGGAGAGGACGGCAGAGGAGAAGAUGCAAAUGGAGAGAGAAGAGCGAUCCUCUAGGGAAGACGAGAGGCUGUCUCGUCAGAAGGCCCAGCUCGAGGAAGAAAAACAAAAGUUCGAUCGGGAGAAGAAGGAGCUCGACCUUCAGCUUUCCCGCCGAGAGAAGAAGAUAAGCGAGAUGCUCGAGGGCCUGAAGAAUCAGACGCGGGCUUUUCUCCUGUCUCAAGCGAGCCUCGAAAGGGAAAGGCAAACGUUGGAAACGAUGAAAGUCUCCCACGCAGCGGAAAUGAAAAGGUUUGCAAGAAAAAAGAAAGUUCUUUCUCGGCAACAAGAAGCCGUUGAGCGUCAGUGGGAAAGGUGCCGCGGGCUCUUGCGACAGACAGAAGGCGGGGGAAGAGGACUCGCGUGGAGCCGAAAGCGCCAAGAACAAAGCCGUGCACGCGGAAGUGGAGACGAAGAAGACGAAGGCGAUGGAGAAGACACGAAGAGGGGGGACUGCAUCUUUGUUUCGAGUGGAGACACUGACGAGCCCACGACUGCGUCGGGUACGGUGCCCGGACUGUCGCCUGCGUUGUCGCAAUCUCCUUCCCCCCAUUUGUCGGCCACUUCUGCGUCUCCUGCUUUCUCAGCAUCCUUGCCACGUUUUGGGCAAGCGACGCGGAGAGGCAGAGAUCCUGCAAAGGGCGAAGAGAGGAAAAACAGAGAAGACGGGGAAGAGGAGAAGGAUGGUGUGUUGUAUGUGGGCGAGGGCGACGGCGGAGCAGCCGAGGAAGGCACGGGAGGAGACGAGGAAGGGCGAGGAGAGACAAAAGAAGAAAGAAACAUACAGCUGGAAAGAGAGCGACGGGCGUUGAUUUUCUCGUGCAUCAAUCCCGCCUUCCUCGCGAAGGCCGGACGCCCAUCCGAAGCAGAGGCGUGGCGAGGCAUGGAAGAAGAGGGCGAAAGCAGAGAGAAAGAGACGCGCGGCGACAAAGGCCGUGAACUCCUGGGAGACGGAGGCGAACAUGAGACAAUCUGGGAGAGGGAGAUGAAGGAGAAGAGAGAGGCGAGAGAGAAGAUCAGCCGCCUGUUCUCCUUUGGGAAUCCACUGUGUGAAGAAUCUUCCCCGGAGACGACACCCUUUGUUCUUACGGAGGAGGAAGCAAUGACGGGUUGCCGGUCGCCGACACCAACGGACGACAGGGGACGCCUCGUUGACGCUCAUGGCUUCUCAGGCACUCAAGGCGACUUCUCCGGACUGCGGAAGGCGCAGCCGACCCCGAUCCUGCAGCAGACCUGCGAGGACCUCGCGCAGAAACUCCGGAACAAAACCGACGAGCUACGAAAGCUCACCUGUCGCAAGGUAGGCUCGUCCUCUCUGUCCCUCGUCGCCCUCGCCGUUUCCUUCCCUUUCGUCCUCUCGUCCCCGUUUUUUUACCACGAGUGCAGUGGCGCUGCAUUGCGGACCCUGUUCCCCUUUCUCGCAGAAGAACUCGACGGCGCCCGCGAAGCAGCCAGAGACAGGGAGAAAGAAGACAGCGACGGAGACGGCGAGGGAGACACUCGCCAAAACAGCGGCCGAGCGGUCUCUGACGCGCAUGCAACCGAUGCCGAAGAGCUCGCGCGGAGGGAAAGAGAAGAUCAGCAACUCCGCGCAGGCCUCGACAGGCUGCUGGCGAAACAGGACGAUUACCAAGGCCGCGUGGCCCAGGCGGAAGAAAAGGUGAAACGCCUAGAGGCGCAUCAGCUGCAGUUGCUGGAGCGGCUGAAGCAAGCGGAGGUUGCGAAGGAGACGCUGCGGUCGACGUGCGCGUCUCACCAGAUCGCCCACGAGCGCACAAAGACGCUGUUGGCCGCGGCCACUGCAAAGUUGACUGCGCGCAACGCACAACUGGCGAAACUCGGCAAGGCUGAGUCGGCGGCGAUCGAGGCUGCGAGGGAUGCUGAGCUCCGCGCGGCGACUGCAGAACGGAGGGUCGGCGCUGCUGAGGCUGCCUUGGAACGCGCCGCCGUGGCGGCUGCCGCGCGCGAGGCAGAGCGCAUUCGCGACAUGCAGAAGGCCAUGGAUCAAGCGAGAAGCGAGAUUGCGCAGUUGAAAGCAGGCGUUGCCGCUGCCGAGGAAGCGACGCGAAAGUUGCGUGCGGAGCACGACGCGGCACAGACAGCCUGGCGGCGGACCAUGGACGAAAAGGGCGAGGCGGAAAAACGCCUGACAGCUGAGCUGUCGGAGACGCAAGCGCGCCUCGAGAGGCUUCCUGAGACGUGUCGGGCUUCGAAGACGAAAGACGCCACGCAAGCAAAGAGUCGGACCGUCCUUCUGCCGCCUCCCGACUUUUCUUCUCUUCUCGCCGCGGCAGCUGCUUCGCCUGCCUCCUCGCUGGAUCCUGGCGCCGAGUCCAGCUUUCCGCGGAAGGCCAGCGGAACCCCACACCUUCCGGCCUCCAGUGUCUCCUCUGGCGGAGACACCUGGGGCCCGCACCCGCGACCGUCGGCCUUCGCUUCGCGCCUCUGGCCUGCGGGGAGGCCCAACGAGGGCGAGAAGAGAGGAAAACGAAAGAGUGGGGAAGAGACGCCGCUGCGGUCGGCAGGCGUCGAGCGAAGAACGAGCAAAGAGGGGAAAGCAAGUGCCGCUUUUCCCCAGUUUUCUGCCGCAUCUGAUCCUGCGGCUGCGUCGGCACCGUCUUUCAGUGGUUCUCUUCUUCCCGCCUUUGCUGUGGCGGCUUCGUCACAUCCGCCGACCCUGUGCGUGGGGAAGGCGGAAGACGACAAAGGCCCCCGGCGGGCGACCGACCGCGAAGCACAGCGCGACGGAGAGAAGAAGAUCCAAACGUCGGCGCAGAAAACAGAGGAGAGCGCGCGAGUGGAAAAACGCCCAGAACAGCUGAGCGCGAGGAAACGAUUCUCCACGGCAGACCUCCACGCCCUUCUUCAGAGGCGAUAG
Molecule: messenger RNA, 7554 nt
Organism: Neospora caninum
Lineage: Eukaryota; Apicomplexa; Conoidasida; Eucoccidiorida; Sarcocystidae
Product: GK19899, related
Exons: 9
Coding region: 1-7554 (2517 amino acids)
Source: RefSeq, a predicted model, not a curated record